AUGGGCAAGGCCACCACCCCGACCGACCGCCAGGCGCGCAGGCACAAUCCUUUGCAGGAUGACAUUUUGGCUACGGGCCCCUUGAAGAACAAGGUCGGCAAGAAGAAGAAGGGCAAGAACAGCGACGACGAGGACAAUGGCGACCAUUUCGUCGAUGCGACUCGGAGUCGAACCAUUCUCAGGCUAGGUCGCGAGCUUGCCGACGAAGAUGGCUCUUCGAAGCCCACAGAACCUGCAGCGAAGCCGACCGUCGACCUUUUCGGUAUUGAGUCAAGAUAUGGCGCCGACGUUGGCGGCGACGAGCAGACCUACGAGGACGAGGAGGCCUGGGGCGACGAGGAUGAGAUUGUGGAAGAGAUCGAGAUCGACCCUGAAGAUCUAGAGACCUAUCGCAAGUUUCUUCCAGAGGCCGAGGAAGAUCCUGCCGAGAUGUUGAACCAGGCUGGCUGGGGAAGCAAGGGCGGUGACGAGGAUAUGGCUGGCGGCGGCACCAACUUGACCGAGCUCAUUCUCGAGAAGAUUGCCGCGCACGAGGCUGCGGAGGCUAGAAAGGCUGCCGGUGUGCCGGUGGACAAUGACGACGACUACCAGCUGCCUCCCAAGGUCAUCGACGUGUACACCAAGAUCGGCCAAAUUCUGUCGCGUUACAAGAGCGGACCCUUGCCGAAGCCCUUCAAGAUCUUGCCGACCCUGCCACACUGGGAGGAUAUCAUCGAGGUCACCGAGCCCCAGAAGUGGACGCCGAACGCGGUAUACCAGGCGACCAGGAUAUUUUCGUCUUCGAAGCCUGCCGUGUGCCAGAAGUUUAUGGAGAUUGUCGUUCUCGACAAGGUCCGCGAGGACAUUUACGAGAACAAGAAGCUGAAUGUCCACUUGUUCAACUCCCUGAAGAAGAGUUUGUACAAGCCGCGGGCGUUCUUCCUCGGCUUCCUGUUUCCUCUGCUCUCCAGCGGAUGCACAGUUCGUGAGGCGCAUAUCGUCUCUGCCGUGCUGGCUAGAGUUUCGGUACCGGUGCUCCACUCUGCGGCCGCCCUCAAGGGUAUUACUGAGAUUGCUGCCCAAGAAGCUUCUGCUGGUACCGAGGGUGGUGGAGCUGCGAACAUCUUCAUCAAGACCCUGCUGGAGAAGAAGUACGCUCUGCCUUACCAGGUCAUCGACUCUCUUGUGUUUCAUUUCCUGAGGUUCAGGAGUGUAGACCCUGCGUCCAUCAAGGAGGGCCAGUCGUUUUCCGGAGACAUGGUCAGAUCGCUGCCUGUUGUCUUCCACCAGAGUCUGUUGGCUUUUGCCCAAAGAUACAAGAACGAUCUGAGCGAAGACCAGCGUGAGGCGCUUCUUGACCUGCUCCUCUCCCAUGGCCAUGUUGCCAUUGCACCGGAGAUCAGGAGGGAAUUGCUUGCUGGCAGAGGAAAGGGUGUAGCGGUUGAGCAGAACGCCCCCUUUGAUGGCGAUGACACGAUGCUUGUGGACUGA
Messenger RNA from Colletotrichum karsti, 1470 nucleotides. Its product is annotated as rRNA processing protein. Gene Ontology annotation, biological process: rRNA processing. The transcript has 3 exons. Gene Ontology annotation, molecular function: snoRNA binding. The record is from RefSeq and is a predicted model, not a curated record. NCBI's taxonomy places the organism in Eukaryota, Fungi, Ascomycota, Sordariomycetes, Glomerellales, Glomerellaceae. The coding region runs from base 1 to 1470 and encodes 489 amino acids. Gene Ontology annotation, cellular component: preribosome, small subunit precursor; nucleolus; cytoplasm.